UUUUUUCUUGAAAAGAGUAUGGCGCAACAAAUGGAUGGCCAGUCGCAAAUAAAUAAAGCCCGAUUCCCAACCGACUCCAACAGUUCCCAACAUGUCGCCAUAUCGCUCGGAGUUCUCCCCAUCGGAGCAGUCGACCAUCGACGCGGAAUUCUCUAGAUUGGCCAAGAACAAGAGUGUUUACCUGGAUCAUGCUGGCACCACGCUCUAUGCCGAGAACCAGGUGAAAGCCGCCGCGGAGCAACUGCAGCGGAAUGUCAUCUGCAAUCCGCACACCUGCCGCAUCACCGGCGACUUCGUGGACCAGGUGCGAUUCAAGGUGCUGGAAUUCUUCAACACCACCGCCGAGGAUUACCAUGUGAUCUUCACGGCGAAUGCCACCGCUGCCCUGUCCCUGGUGGCGGAAAACUUUGACUUCGGAUCGUCGGGAGACUUUUACUUCUGCCAGGAGAAUCACACCUCGGUGUUGGGGAUGCGCGAAAGGGUCCAGGCAAAUGGUAUAUACAUGCUGAAGGAAGAUGAAAUCUCUGGCGAAUUGGCCAAGCAGAACGGAAAAAUGGUUCAGGAGGGAUCCAGGAAAAUGGGAAACUCCCUGGUUACCUUUUCCGCCCAAUGCAACUUUAGUGGCUACAAAAUCCCCCUAGAAGCCAUACGGAAAAUCCAAAACAAUGGUCUGGCCAAGGCGGGCAAGCAAGUCUGGGGUUCUAAGGGCGAGAAGAAGGAUAGGACCCACAACGAUUACUAUAUCUGCCUGGAUGCCGCCUCUUUCGUGGCCACCAGUCCCUUGGAUCUGCAAAAAUACCAUCCCGACUAUGUGUGCCUUAGUUUCUACAAGAUCUUCGGUUAUCCCACGGGCGUGGGAGCCUUGCUGGUGAGUCGACGAGGAGCCGAGGCCUUCGGGAAGCGUCGUUUCUUUGGCGGCGGCACCAUCAACUACGCAUAUCCCCAUGCCAUGGACCAUCAGCUCAGGGAGAACUUCCACCAGCGCUACGAGGAUGGCACCCUGCCUUUUCUCUCCAUUGUUGGAUUGCUCGAGGGGUUUCGUACUCUAAAGCGACUGGUUCCCAAAACGGGGGAGCUCAGCACCAUGGAGAGGAUUUCUAGGCACGUCUUUGGCCUGGCCCAGUACCUGGAGGACCAGCUGAAGCAGCUCAAGCAUCCCAAUGGCGAGCCCCUCAUCCGGCUGUACAAUAAAGUGGGCUACCUCGAUAAGUCCCGUCAGGGUGGAAUCGUGGCCUUCAAUGUGCUCACGGAAUCGGGCUCGUAUGUGGGAUUCGGUGAAAUGGCCUGUGUGGCCGCACUGCAUGGCAUCCUUCUGCGUACCGGAUGCUUCUGCAACAUCGGAGCCUGUCAGUACUACCUUGGUCUCGAUGAAGAUGCCAUGGAUGCGAUUUACAAGCGAGCGGGUCGCAUAUGCGGUGACUACUUUGACCUGAUCGAUGGCAAGCCGACGGGAGCGGUGCGUGUGUCCUUUGGCUACAUGACCACCAUCCAGGAUGUGGAGGAGCUGCUUAAGAUGCUGCGCUCCAGCUACUUGGGCACCAGGCCGCAGCAACGCAUUCAGUUCAUCGAGGAGCAGGCGGACCAACUGCCACCGUUGCUGAAGCAGCGAGUCCAGCAGCUGAGACCGAAACUCCUGCAAAUGGCCAUAUAUCCGGUGAAGUCCUGCGCCGCCUUCAAGAUCGAAUCGCCGGGCUCAUGGCCACUAACGGAUCAGGGUCUUAAAUAUGACCGGGAAUGGAUGAUUGUGGACAUGAAUGGCAUGGCGUUGACCCAGAAACGCUGCACGGAAUUGUGCCUGAUAAGGCCAGUGAUUAGGGCUGACCAGUUGGAGCUGCAGUUUGGAGCCGACUCCUCUGUCUCAGUGCCCCUUUCUCUGGAGGAUCAGGCAGCCGACUCGGCGAAAUGCGUCAGCAAGGUGUGCCGACAGCCCGUGGAGGGUCUGGAUUGUGGCGACGAGGUUGCCCAGUGGUUGAGUCAAAACCUGGGGCUGGAGGGCAUCCGCUUGCUCCGGCAAUCUGGCCAGAGAAACUCCUCCAAGGAUCGGCAGAAGCUGAGUCUGGUCAAUCAAGCCCAGUUCUUGCUGCUGAACAAAUCUUCGGUGCGAUCUCUUCAGUUCGAGGAACCCCUCGACGAGACGGUGGAUCGCUUUCGAGCCAAUAUCAUCAUCGAUACGGGCUGUGCCUUCGAGGAGCUGGCCUACAAGGCCCUGACUAUUGGGGGCCUCCGGUUUCAGGUGGAGGGUCCCUGCCAGCGCUGUGAUAUGAUAUGUAUUAAUCAAAGGACCGGCGAACGAUCACCGGAAACCCUGACCACAAUAUCCCGCCUGCAGCAAGGUCGCAUGCGAUUUGGCAUCUAUAUCACUAGGAUUCCCGAGGACCAACCAGACUUGGAGGUCAAGGAGCAGCACAUGACCUGCGGCGAUAUUGUCGUGGUGGAAUAAUUUCUUUUCAUACAUAUAACAUCUUUAUAAUUACUUAAUUUUCUUGCCAAAUAUUUGUUUAGUUUUAAAAGUAUUUCGUUUAUUUUUCAGAAUGUCCAAAUAUCAAAAUAUGUAAUUGAUAUAUAUUGAUAAUCCCCAAAAUAUUUCCUAACUAUAAUUAGGAUAUGCAACCCUUUUGAUAAUAUUUCAUGACUUAGCAUUUAGUUUGUUUCUGAACAUUCUUAUACAAGCCUUUACGCAUAGUUUAAGCUCAAAGUAACCGGAUACCUCUUGCCAGUGUCUUAAGCCUUUGAAAGGCCUUCAUUGCAGAAUAAACACAAUCAAAUCAA
Molecule: messenger RNA, 2769 nt
Organism: Drosophila subpulchrella
Lineage: Eukaryota; Metazoa; Arthropoda; Insecta; Diptera; Drosophilidae
Gene: mal
Product: molybdenum cofactor sulfurase
Exons: 4
Coding region: 92-2440 (782 amino acids)
Biological process (GO): Mo-molybdopterin cofactor biosynthetic process
Molecular function (GO): pyridoxal phosphate binding; molybdenum ion binding; molybdenum cofactor sulfurtransferase activity
Source: RefSeq, a predicted model, not a curated record